Molecule: messenger RNA, 28347 nt
Organism: Xyrichtys novacula (pearly razorfish)
Lineage: Eukaryota; Metazoa; Chordata; Actinopteri; Labriformes; Labridae
Source: the annotation of a GenBank genome assembly
UGCUGACUCCUGAAACUCUUCAAAUGUGACUUUUUAUUUAUUUAAACUUUAUGUAACCAGAAGAGGCCUCACAGAGGUUAAAAAAAUGUUCCUGUCAAGAGUGUUCUGGCUGAGAUCAGCAGCAGCACAUCCUAACAAAGUUACAGACGUAAAGUACAUCUCAUAACAAUUUCAAACACACGUGGACAUAUCCUAGAUCACAUAAUAGAAAGUCUUCAGUCCAAGCAUCUACAGCCUGAUGCCUCUUCACCCAACACCUUCAGUCUACUUCUAAAAAACAUGUAAGAAGACCCAAAUCCUCCUGCAGCAGAUGCCAAUUCUCAAAACUCUUUUUCCAAAUAUUUAGACAAUCUCUAGGAAAAGCUAGCAAAAUUAUGUCUUGACUAGUUACAACUCCUUUCAUUGGUACAAAUUAGAGCAGUUAAUUGAACAUUUACAGCUGUAAUGCAUUGCCAUGUAACCUACUGGUCAAGCAUAGAGAAAAAAAAAAAUCAGUUCAAAAGUUUUGGUAUCUUAUCAUUGAUUUGUUGCACCCAUGUUUUAUUCUAGUUUUUUAUAAAACGGUCAAAUUCAGGCUUGAAGUAGGGGUGCACGUUGUUAGCUUUGAUGCAGAUUUGCCAGUAUUUUCAAACUAAUUUUGACCUGUACUGACACCCAUACCCAACAAAUUGCAUCAUUAGUACCUGCAGAACUGCAGGCAUCACCGUCAGUAGCGGUGAAUUCAAUGAUCUCCUGCCCAUUUUUCAUCUGUGUGUGCUCACUGUGAUGUUUCUGAGUGAAACAGAGGCUGCAAACAAGUUUUCAUGAGUGCUGUUGCUCUUUUUGUUUUUACUUUUCAGGACCUUGGUGCUUCAGGACUAUGGUACUUGAGAUACACAAUAAAACCGUCUGUGAGAAAGGAGUGUUGUUUGCAUUUCCUUGCAUUACCUUUGCUUUACAAGCUUUACAAAUACUUCAAAAUACUUCCUAGAGCUGAUGAAUGAGAGCUUGCUGGCAGGUGAUGUAAACUGUUGUGUUUGCAGGAUCAAUCAUCACCUUGCUAACCAGACGCUAUGAACGGUGGCAUUUUUCAUUUCCUUUGGUAAUCACAAUGAACUUUUGAAGCUUUUAUUCACUGAUGAAAAUAUUGUGUAGACCUGGGGGUCUGACCUUUUUGGAGUUUCUGAAGUUAACAUGAGAAUCAAAGAAAAAAAUGUGAAUUCUGACUUUUUUUUUUUGUUAUAAUUCUUAGAUUAAAUUUUAACUUUAACACCUGCCCAUGUUUAAAGUUACAAUUUGGUUAAAAUAUUCAGAGCAAUUAGAGUUUAGCCCCAGAAUUCUGGGAAAUUUGAAAUGAAAAAAGAUCUUUUUUUUGUUCUUUUACUGACCUGAAUCCUCUUCUGUAGUUGUAUGAAAUGUAGAAAUCAAGGAUUUUAUGGGAAUACUGUUUGUUGAGAGGUGAUGACCGUACUGACUUUUUCAUGAGCUGUUCCUACAAAACUGUGACACCAUCACUCAGGGGAAAGUAAGGAGCAAUUAUUACUUUAUAUGAUGAAACAUAGUUUACUGCUUGACUUAUUUAGUGCCUAAAGUUGUUAUAUGUACUGGAUAGAAAGUAGGUACAUCAGAGCCGGUCCGGUGGGAGGAGUGGAACUCCAGCUCUCUGCCAUUAUGGAGAUUCAUGCUCAGUAAAUAUAUGAGUGGAUUACAUCUAAAAAUGCUUUAAAGUCAGGUAAGUGACACAUUUUUCCUUUGAGAGGUUCAGCUGCUGUUAUGAAAGUUUCCAUUUUGGCAUUACAUUAAAAGCUUCACUGUUGUAAAAUUGCGGCGAGCUCAUUAUUUACUCGUUGCUAAGAUGAGUCACAGCCCCAAAGUCCACUGGUGACGGCAUUUUCCAUUCACCAUGUUGGACUUAUUUUACAGUGAAUGAACUUGGAAGCAUGGGUGUUUGGUGGAGAGGGGAAUGUGACUGACUACCCAGAGCGCCAGUAGAGGAAGAAGUCCUGGGCAGGUUUUUUUUUUUUUUGAGGCAGGACUGUAGCAGUAUUGUCAGUGUGAAGGGAGAUGAUUCACAAUAAUUUGUUAGGAUGAGAGAAGAAAGUGUGAACUUUUGUAUGAAGAUUGCCUCAUAAACAACUUUUAUCAGGAAUUCUUGACUAUUAUUGUACAAUCCACAUUAUGCCUGAGCCUUAAUGACAUGUGAAAAGAUAUCAAAGCCAAAAGCUUUGAUGAGUUUGAAAGUUCAAUGAGAUCAAGUGGUCCAAUCUGUGGUAGGAUUAAAACAUGAAAAAUUCAUGAGGACUGAUUAAAACCAAGCAAUCAUCAUAAAAAUGAAGUGAAAACCUGCUAAAUGCUUGAAGUAGUUCAAAUGUCUGAAAUGUGCAUAUACAGUAUUUGAUCAUUCAUAAAUGUUUUAUCUAAACUGCUGCUGAACUCACCUUUUCACAAUUUUUUUAAAAUAUAUAUUUUGUUGAUUUUAAAUAGAAUAAAGUGGCUGUAAUAACUUGCUAAUAUGUCAAGAAAGUUUAGUUUACAGCAACAGAGGGAGAGUGUGUAGCCUACUUCUUUAUAUCCACCUAGAAGACCAAAGGUGUGUUUUCUGUGUGCAUUGCUUUUAUGUAAGCAUCUGACUGUUCCACAAGUGUUAUUGUGAAUAUACUCAACUAUUCACUGUGUGUGUUUUUGGAGGAUACCUCCAGAGGGCAGGCCAUAAAGCUCAGGCUGUAUACAACUGCCAUGAUUGUGGGAUGUCAACAACACAUAAGACUGCACUGAUGGAGAUUUCACUUAUGUUAAUGCUGUGAUCAAGGGCUGAAAAUGCUACAGCAGCAGCAAUGUAGAUGGUGUGUAAGGCUACUUAAUAAAACCAGGUCAAUAGCAAGUAUAUAUCACAUGUUGUUAUGUCAUCUGAUAAUCCCUGCUAAUGUGUAUACAUGGAUGUAGCGUCUGUGACGUUGCCCAUUAGUUUGUGAAGCCGAGUUUUAAAGCCUAUCAGCAGUGGUCACCAUAUUGGUAAUGCUAGCUCAAUCCUAACUUUCAGUCAGCCUACCAGAAGCGGUCCUUCUCACAAAUAACUGCAACGUGCUUGCCUUCUAUUGGCUCUGAAGUGUAAUGGCGGUGUGAGUGCUGCAGUUGUGCAGGGUUGGCUUUGGCUGUGAUGCUGGGGUUGGGGCCCACGUGGUAUCUUUUCACAUAGCCCAGAAUUUCUGGCAACACCCCUGCUCGGAGGCUCAAACCUCAGAGCAGGUCAGUUUAUUAAAGUAAAUAAUUAGAUUAACUCUCAAUUCUAUUAUUCAGUACCUUGAUUUAUUUCUACCUUUUUGAAUAUUUUUUUUAAAUUUGUAUUUAGUAUUUCUUCUGAUGGAAGUAUUUACUUCCAUUUACAAAGUGUCAAAUACUAAAUAUGGAAAUUUUUAAAAACAGGCAAGCUUAUUUACAGCCGCAUGUUUUGUCUACACAGCAAAAUACUCAAAUCUGACAGUGAAUUUGUCUCAAUUCUAGUCAAAUAUUUCUUUAAUCUCAGAGUAAGCCUCUUGGCAUGACAGACCAAGUCUAAUCUUAUUUCAAGAUAUUUCAAGCCAAAAAUGUCUUGAUAAUUUCCUUGAAAUGAGGAUGACAUCUUGUAUCAAGAAGCGUACUUAUACAAUGUUGUUUGCCUCGUUAAGCCAUUUUUACUCAUUAUAACCCAGAGCCGGCCCAAGGCAUAAGUGAACUAAGCACCUGCUUAAGGCCCCACGGCCAGUAGGAGGCCCCCAAGAGCAAUCAAUAAUAAUAAUAAUAAUAAUAAUAACUAUUAUUAUUAUUAUUAUUAUUAUUAUUAUUGUUAUUAUGAUUUAUUUAUUUAUUUUUUUGCUAAAUUAUUGCAUGAAUGAGUGAUGCUUUCUGUAUGAUAAAAUAUAUGAUUCUUACUGUCAAUAAAAAAGCCCCGCUACCGUUAUGUGUCUCCUGCUGUGCAAUGUGCACUGAGCAUCCUGAAUGUGUAACAUUUGGAGAUUGAAAAAAAUAUGCGGCACCCUGAACAUCAUUCAUCAGUCAUUCAUUGGUAUUAUUUGUAUGGUUGCAUUGGUAUUUUUUAUGUUAUUACCUGGGCCACCCCCUUAAAUGUGUGAAGACAUGUCAGGCGCAUUAAAUUUAUACAUUAGUAGGUGUGUGAAUGAUCAACAAUCAAUAUAAUUGGCAGAAAGAAUAUCAUCAAAAAUUUAAUCUAAUAAUUUCAAAAUAAUAAAACCAAAUUUUGCUUGGGACUCCAUUGAGGCUUGGGCCGGCUCUGUUAUAACCAAUGAAGUCCUUAAUGUUUGGCUACUUUUCUUAACCGUGAAUUUAAGGAAGUGCAGCCCUGGUAAAAGUUGCUCCUCAACUAUUACGUAACUUCAGCUUUGAUGGGGUCAAAAUAAACAACCAGAUCCUUCUACUUCUUCCUACCCAAAAUAAAUCUCAAACACUGACUGUAUGUACAUUGGUCACGGGACCGUUAGGGGGCGUGGCUUGUAGCGUCAACAUUGAUUGACGUGGGAUGUACGACCAGGAAGCUAGCAGUGAGAUCACUUUCCAGAAAUCCCCUUCAGUGCUGUGUCCACGACGAGGAGCAAGAGCGACGUAGCCAGUAUAAAAAUACACAAAAUAAGAGAGCCUGCUUUCGCCUGACAUAACGAAGUGUUUGAGCUGGUUUUACAUCGAAGUCAUUUAAGGUAAGACUGUCUCUACCGGACCGUUGUAUCAUACCUAGCGGAAACGUUGUCUGUUACACGGAGGUUUCGUUUACCAAACAAGCUAACGUAACGGCUAGCUGUUUGCCUCCCUGUCUAUCAUGAUGGAACAAAUAAGACGUGCUGAUGGUUGAAUCCAAAAAAGAGAAGUUUUGUUUUUAUAGACUCACCUUUCAGCCUGGUCGUGUUUUAAAUGUUUCCCCUAUGCUAAAACCAGCCAAGAACGGUUGGUUAAUUUUUUAUGAUCGUGCAGUCAGGUGCCGUAACGUUAGCUAACGUUGAUUUACAAUAUCCCAUAUCGUAACUAGACCAUAUGAUUGAACUACAUCUUUGUUUCCGAGUAAAAGAAAAAUAGACACAGACAUAUGCCUCAGGUGGACUAUUGCAGGAGACGCCUAACCCAUUCUAAUGAAGCAGUGGUUAGUGAAGCCCUCUGUAUUAUCCCUGAGCCAUAUGUAUCUCCUCUGUUGUUACAGCGUGAAUAAAGCGGCUCAUGGCGCUCGAUUAGAAAGCACAGCGCUGAGGUUAACAUAAAUAUAUCUUUGGAGUAAGAUUCAAUCAUCCAUGAUUGUUCAAAGAAUAAUAUUCCAACUAAUACCACAACUAAUAAAUGUAGUCGAUUUAAGGAUUACAGUAAAUAGGGUGUGGGUCAGUCCAGAGCUCUGUUCCUUUUCACCGUGGUCAGCCCUCCUCCUCCUCCCUCCCACUCUCUGUGUCUCUUUCCCAGCCAUGUCAAUAGCCCAAAAUAAGCUGCCAAGAAGACCACAUUCUUUCGGAUAACCGAUUAGUUCAAGCUAACUGAAGUUAGCCCUCUUCUUCCUCUCCAGUUUCCACCACCAAAGCUUUUGGUUUGCUGGCUACAUGCUUUUCAGCGCUGAGUAGCAACGAACACAACAGAGAUGUAAAGCUUCUUCCUGGACAACUUGCUUUAAACGAAAGCUCUGCCUAGUUUUAUAAACAGCCAAAAUCUAUCUCACUUGGCAUGUGAAGUUUAGAGAGAAAUCAAUUGUUCAUCAGGAAAGUGGUUUAGUCCAGGCUCCAAACUCACUGACUCAGGUCUCAGCCCUGCUAGCCUUACAUUAAGAUAGAGCCUGACUUGCAACUGUGGCCUUAAAAACAAGAUUUAGCAUUGAAGACAACUCCUGAACUGAAACACAAGAUGGGGUCAAGGAGUGUCCGUGUUAUUAAACCAUUUUAUUCACAUAGAAAGCAUUGACAAGUCUUUGUCUGGUACAGAAACAAGCAGGUAGGAAAACUGCUUCAAGGAAAAUGUCACAAUUUUUCAAAAUCUGGAUGUGUAUCUUACGAUAUUUCUAACAGUUCUGGAAGGUGUAUAAGUAACCUGGGGAUGUAUCUUUAUGUGUAUCUUUUUAGUUAUAAAAUAACCUGUAUAACCUCGCCCCUCCUUACCUAUCUGACCUCCUCCACAUCGCCACUCCAGCACGCCACCUCCGUUCCUCUUCCUCUCUCCACCUCUCUGUGCCCCCUGUUCACCUCAGCACUAUGGGGGGCAGAGCUUUCAGUCGCUCUGCCCCCCGACUCUGGAACUCUUUACCAUCAUACAUCCGCAACAUAGACUCCCUCCCCCUCUUCAAGUCCAAACUCAAAACACACCUGUUUAAACUGGCCUAUCCCUCCCACCACCCCUAACCCACUUUUUUAAAUUAAAUUUCAAUUGGUAUUAUUAAUUUCUUUAUUUAUUCCUUUGCUGUUGUUCAUGUUUAAUGUUGCUUUGUUGAUUUUUAACUGUUUGAUGAUUAAUGAUUUUAAUUGUUAAUAGUGUUUUAUUAUUGUUUUUAUAUGUUCUGUAAAGUGUCCUUGUGUGACGUGAAAGGCGCUUCAAAUAAAAUGUAUUAUUUAUUAUUAUAAGGAUAACCUGAGUGCACAUUGCUCAUAAUUCAAGCCCUGCAUUCACUUUAUCUCUGUUCCCCAAACAGCGAUGGACCCCCCAGAAUCCUCAAUAAUAGUAAGAACUGAAAAUGUGGACAGCACAAAGAAAAAACAAAGAUGAUUAUAGACAGUGAUGGACAAAGAGCACUACUCUGUUACUUUAGACAAAAGUAUAAAUACCCCUGCACACAUAUUAUUUUAAUGGAGGUCUUAGUUCAAGUACGAAAGAACUUUAUGUAGAAAAAACUUAUUUAUUGAACCUACUUUAAAAAAAAAAUCUGAAAAAUAAUUAUUUCCAUCAUGCAUGAGUGCAGUCAGGAGUGUAUAUCCCUCAUUGUUUAUGUGCAGAAAUCAUUAUUUACAUUUUUUAACUCAUAUGCUACAGAUUGCAGCUCCAAAAAUAGCAACAAUAAAAGGGUCAACCAACCAUUUAAUAAAAACAGCAACUAGGUCACUACAAGCACAGACCGUUUUUUUUUUUAAGUGUUAAUAUGGACUAACACAAAUGUUAGCAUACCUUCUCAGGCUGGACGGUGACAUUUUGUGUUGUUUGUGAGGAAACAUUUAAAAAGAGAUGAAUCAUUUUUCAUUUUAAAUGUCCCAAACAUGGGCUUAAAAUAUGUGCAUGGGUGCUUAAGUAGAGCAUCCUUCCUCCCUCUGCCAUAUUCCUCAUUACCACCUCCAAACAAACGAUCUGAUCUGAGAAACGUUUGCUUUGUAUUUGAUGUACAUUCAACCAUGGAUACGACAUGUGCAAUAACCACACACAGAACUACACAAACACAGAUUUCAGAAAAGGAAAUUGAUCAGCAGACUUUGGAAGCAGAAGUGGCCAGCAAAAACAUUCAUAUAGAGUCAAAAGUGCAAUCUCUCUCUUUCAAAUGUGAGGUAAAAGGGAUAAGUUUCCCUCCAAGAUAAUACUCAAGUAAAGUACAGAUACUUCAAAAAAGUUCUUCAGUACUAAAAUACCUUUACUUUGCCGUUGUCCACCUCUGAUUAUACAUUGAAAAAAAUGUCUUACAGUUUAAAAGGAGACUUUCAUUUCUAUGUGGCUGUAACUUUUUCCUUACCUUCACACUUGUCUGUUACAUGUUCACUUUUUUCAGUGCGCAAGUUUGAACAGUAUCGUCUUUUUUAGUGGAAUUGUUUUUUAAAAUGCCACAUUGAAUGUUCAUGUAAAAACAGAGGUCAGUGUCGUGGCUCUCAUAGCUCAAAUGAGGGAGGAAUAUAAAGCGAGCAAACAAACACAGCUGAAAAGUAAACACAAGAAGGUAUUAAAAUGGCUCUCUGUGUCCACUGACACAAUGAUCCACUUGUCUGGGAGGACUCAGAAUAACUGAAUAGAGUAGUGGCUGGAGUAGCUGGAAGUGUUAGAUUUUGCAGUGAUGUGAUUGUGGUUUGAAUGGGUUGAUUAUUUUGGGGGCUCUUCCCUUCACUCACAAAUGUUUGCUCACACAUCCUGCUUGUCUGUGUACACAGCAUUAACAUGAGACCAAUCAGUGACUCCUUUUACUUUUUUGUUUGAGUAGACUUUUUAUGAUGGGUCUAUUUGGCACAGUGUAGUACUGUCUGAUAUUAGUAUUCUGUGGAAAUGUUGCCAUGUGAAGAAGAGUCUGUGAAUUUGAAUUGAGUUCAUUAACUACAUGUUGUAUAUUGUGUUUAUGAUUUACCGUUGCUCUAAGCUCUAUGUACUUUGUUUGUUAGUCAUAAAGUCAGUUUGUUUCAUUGUCAUUUUUUUUAUCUAGGGUGUGAUCAUGAGUCUUGUGAUUGUGACACACAACUGUCACAGUGUGGUUCGGAGAAUGGGUGAGAAAUCAGUGCUUCCUCUGUUCAAGUGAUUCUCACAGAUUUUCAAAUGCAUGUCAAAGUUCAUGUCAUGUAACUUUGAAGAUGUGUUGAUAAUAAGCACAUGGGGUUCUUUUAUAUCCAGGUAGCUGAGUCAGUUAUAGAAGAUAAGACCAAGGAAGAGAGGUGUGGGCUUAUGCAAGAGUGAGUGGAAUAUUGAUGUUCAGUAAAAAUAGAAACUUCAUUAACAUCCAGGUCACUUAUUGCAGGCAAAAAAAAAGCAAACUUUUACCAUUGGAUAGGUCUUUCUAGUCUAUUUUCAGGACUUGUGUUUGCAACUUUCAAUGUUCUGACAUUGUAUAGAUCAAACAAACAACAAUAAAUAGACAUGUAAUUGAUAUAGAAUUAAAAUUUACACAAAGGUUCAAUCCCUAAUUGAAAAUAGGUUUGUUGCAGUUAAAACACAAUUGUUUAUCAAGUUGCCUCUAAUUUGAAAUGCCCUGAAACACAACAAACAUCAUCCGCUAAUCGCCCCACUGGCAUAGAGAAAACAGGGAGCUUGAAUGCUGUCAGGCUGACGUUUACGCAACAGAAGUGGUAGGAAGUCACUUCCCUAGUGGAUUUUAAGAGAAUGAGAGGAAACAAAGCGAAACUUCUUUCUCUGUCUGACAGUGAUUUGGAAAAGUAGACUGGGGAGUUAGGGUUGGGUGCUGAUGAUCAGCUGGAACAAUUGCAUGAAGGAAUCUACAGCGCACAAGUACGUCAUUAAUCAGCACAACGUCUCACACAAGCUGGUGUGAAUGAAGGUUUUUUUUUUUUUUUGCUAUUUUCUUUUUAUUUUCAGAGCUAUAACCAAAACAACGCAAUUGUUUACAAAUAAUCCAAGCAGAUAAGAACAAAAACAAUGCUGUCUUCGCAUCAAAGAUAAAAUUGAACCAUUGUAACUUCAGUACCUCUCUUUUCUGUGUUUCCCCCAUUCUUUUUUUAAAGUUUUUGCAUGUGUAAAUAAAAAAUAAAAAAAUGUAUGCAGAAUAAAAAUGUAUGCAGAAUAAACACAACUCUAAAGCAUACAUGUACAAAACCCAAUUCCAUUGAAGUUUGGAAAUUGUGAUACACGUAAAUAAAAACAAUACAAUGAUUUGCAAAUCCUUUUCAACCUAUAUUCAAUUGAAUACACUACAAAAACAAAAUAUUUAAUGUUUAAACUCAUAAACCUUUUUUUUUUUUUUUUUGCAAAUAAUUAACUCAGAAUUUCAUGGCUGCAACCCGUGCCAAAGUAGUUGGGACAGGGGCAUGUUUAUGACUGUGUUACAUCACCUCUCCUUUUAACAACACACAAUAAACAUUUGGGAACUGAGGAGACUAAUUGUUGAAGCUUUGAAGGUGGAAUUCUUUCCCAUUCUUGCUUGAUGUACAGAUUCAGUGGUUUAAUAGUCCGGGGUCUCCGUUGUCAUAUUUUAUGCUUCAUUAUGAGCCGCUCAUUUUCAAUGGGAGACAGGUCUGGACUGCAGGCAGGCCAGUCAAGUACCCGCACUCUUUUACUACGAAGUCAUGCUGUUGUAACACGUGCAGAAUAUGGCUUGGCAUUGUCUUGCUGAAAUAAGCAGGAAGGGCGUCCAUGAAAAAGACGUUGCGUGGAUGGCAGCAUAUGUUGCUCCAAAACCUGUAUGUACCUUUCAGCAUUAAUGUUGCCUUCACAGAUGUGUAAGUUACCCAUGCCUUGGGCAAUAAUGCACCCCUAUACCAUCACAGACUCUGGCUUUUGAACUUUAUGUCGAUAACAGUCUGGAUGGUUCUUUUCCUCUUUGGCCUGGAGGACACGACGUCCACUAUUUCAAAAAACAAUUUGAAAUGUGGACUCAUCAGACCACAGAACACUUUUCCACUUUGCAUUAGUCCAUCUUAGAUGAGCUCAGGCCAAGAGAAGCUGGCGGCAUUUCUGGAUGUUGUUGAUAAAUGUUCCUGAGCCCAUGCGGUAAUAUCCUUUACACAUUGAUGUCGGUUUUUGAUACAGUGCUGCCUGGAUCGAAGGUCACAGGCAUUUAAUGUUGGUUUCCAGCCAUGCUGCUUAUGUGCAGUGAUUUCUCCAGAUUCUCUGAACCUUUUGAUGAUAUUAUGGACCGUAGAUGUUGAAAUCCCUAAAUUCCUUGCAAUUGUACUUUGAGAAACGUUGUUCUUAAACUGUUCGACUAUUUGCUCACGCAGUUGUUCACAAAGUGGUGAACCUCGCCCCAUCCUUGCUUGUGAAUGACUGAGAAUUUUGGGGAAGCUGCUUUUAUACCCAAUCAUGGCACCCACCUGUUCCCAAUUAGCCUGCUCAACCGUGGGAUGUUCCAAAUAGGUGUUUGAUGAGCAUUCCUCAAAUUUCUCAGUAUUUUUUGCCACCUUUCCCAGCUUCUUUGGCAUGUGUUGCUGCCAUCAAAUUCUAAAGUUAAUUAUUAUUUGCAAAAAAAAAAAAAAAAAAAGGUUUAUGAGUUUGAACAUUAAAUAUCUUGUCUUUGUAGUGUAUUCAGUUGAAUAUAGGUUGAAAAGGAUUUGCAAAUCAUUGUAUUCUGUUUUUAUUUACGUUUAUCACAAUUUCCCAACUUUAAUGGAAUUGGGUUUUGUAUAACAAGUCCACAUUGAAAUAAUUCCCAUUAGACAUACGUGCCAACAAAUAACCCAUAAAAAUAAUAAUAAUAAAAAAAAAACAAUAACAAAGUGCUCAUAUUUAUGCGUUUCUUUACAUACCCAAACUAUGCACUCUAUUAUAUUUUACAUAUUUGUGAAUUAAGUAUUUUUACUGCUUGUGUUAGCUUGGAAGAUGGAAGUAAAGACUGAAAUAUCGAUGGCUCCAUCUUCAAUGGGCUAAAGUUUUGUUAAAAACAGUUAGAAGCUUGUCUACCUUUUUCUGCCUGUCCCAAAUAAAGGCAAUAUGAUUACAUAAAAAAAGCCCAGGCUAUGAUACAAAGUUUUAUGGUUACUAUAAAUCAACACACAUGUGGUAAAAGAGCUCAACAUACUUGGGUACAUCACUGGUCAUUGUGCUACUUAAAGCCUGACCUGCUCUGUUGUAACCUCCAGUUUGUGUGACAGUCAGCUGACAGACUGUAAUCGAUCAUUUCUUCUUUCUGUGUCAGGCUUGUUUGGUUUUUAUGCCUUUGUAAUUUCUUCUUCUUGGUCUAGAUAGUUUUACAUAACAAACCAUUGUUAUGAUGGUUCACUGCAUCACCUGGCACAGAGCAAAUUUAACCUUGCUCCGUAUGUGCUUUGGUGUCCUUUUGUUUUUUUCUUCCACCUAUGUUUACUUAGGUAUUAUCUCCUUUUGUAGCCUGUUCCUCAAACAAGGCUUCAGCAUGUUAAUUAUGAUAUUUGUUCAAACUCCAAAAAAACCCAUGCUUCAUCAUGAGAUCUGUUUCUACUUAAUCUUGUUAAGAAGAACUGAUGAAUACAAUUGAAAAUGAUCUCAUUGUUUUCCUACUCCUUAUACUAUUUCAGCCUACAUGCUCUUUGUACUCAUCCCACAUCAUUUAGAGUUUUAUUAUUUGAAGCGAUAAGUCAAAAUCACUGAAUGUGAGAUAAGAGAGAUGUCGUGCCAGGGAGCAGUAAUGUGACUCUGAUGUCACAAAGUCAUGACACACAUCACAAUGAUUGUAGUCAUUAUGUUCAUGGUGAUGUUCUCAUACUGACUCUGUGUGUGUUUGUCCAUUAUCUCAUUUGUGUGCGCAGUAUCUGCUGCUGUUCUGUCUCUGGAGUACCAUUGCCAAUACUGUUUGUGCUUUAUUUAGUGGAAGAUUUACAAGUGUUUGUUUGGAAAAGGCUUCUGAUACCCUUAAGUGCUGAACGGAGUAUAGGGAAGUAUGUGAGUCCUUACUACCAAUUGAUAAGCACCAAGAUAUCAACAGUUCAAACUUGAAAUUAGUUCUUCUUUGCUGGUGUGAAACAGGAGUUUGUACAGCACGAAUGGCUGCCAAUGACAGCAGGCAAAAAGAGCAAGUUGAAGAGAAACAACAGUGCAAUGCUGGUAAGAGUGUGAUGGUUAUCAUAGCUAGAAAAAUGUCUGUAAUUAUUGUUUUCCCAGCACAUAUUUCUAAGGCUGCACUUUUAAAGGGGUGGUAUCAUGCUUUUCCACAUCUACAACAAAAAACUGCAAAGUUACAAAGUUUGGUGUCCAUAUUAGUAGUGAUGCACGAUAUGAAAAAUUUCAACCGAUACCGAUAACCGAUAAUUUUCUUCUUCUCAUGGCCGAUACCGAUACCGAUAACCGAUAAAUUCAUAUUUUUACAUUUAUUAUAAUCUUCAUAUAAUCUGCAGUUUGUGCAGGAUGCAGCGAUUGAAAACUGAUAUUUUUGUUGCUCUGGCCUAUCUAGAACAACAAACAAAAGUUUUUGGCUCUUCAAAUGUGGUCAUUUGCUAUAAAUAACAAUAACAGAGCAAAAAGCAGAACUUCAUUUGAUCCCCUGAACUGUUCAACAGAACUGUAAACUGUAAAGGAGCUAUUAUGAGCCGUUAGGCUUAGCAUGCUGACCGGACUAACAUCUGACGUCCAUAUGUCUGUGGUAAAACUCACGUGUAGUCCGUUCUUGUCGAUCAGGUUGUGAAUGUAUGUGGCGACAAUAUCAUAGAGUGCAGGAAGAGACACAUCCGAGAAGAAGCGGCGGCUUGGGAGAGUGUAACGUGGCUCCAAGUGUGCUAUUAACUUACGUAAACCCGGGUUCUCAACGACGGAAAAAGGCUGGUCGUCGACCGCUAUGAACUCCAUCACUUUGUCGUUAAUGGCUUUAGCCUUUUCGCUGUCUCUUGAGAAGCUUUUGCAGUUCUUAAACGCCUGCUGAAUGGGGACAUCGAUCCUCCAUAGUGUUGUUGUCUUAGCUUUAGUACCGCUAGCAGCUUCGGCGGCUGUCUCAUAGUCCUUUAAUACUGCUCCGCCGCGAUGGCGACUUUUCAGAUGAGCUAUCAGAUUUGUUGUGUUAAAACUUGACGUCUUCAUUCCUCCUCUUGGAAUCCUCGCUGAACAGGUUUUGCAUAUAGCAAUGCUGUUGUCAUCUUCUGCCACUGAGAGAAACGACCAUGCUGGUGAAGACAUUUUAUUAUCUGUCAGGCAGUGACGGGGUCAGGCUUGGGACCUGCGAGUAAGGCUUGAUAGACGACGUGACCAGCGCGUCUCGGACGGGCGGCUACUCCGCCUGCAAGCGUUACUCGUAAUUUCAUUAAUAUAUCGGAUCUUUCUAUCGGAAAAAUGCACCUAUCGGACCGAUAAAAAAUGACGUAAUUUCCCCCCAUAUCGGCCGAUAUUUUAUUGGUCUGAUAAAUAUCGUGCAUCCCUACAUAUUAGAUGUGUUUCAAAUCAUGAGAUAAAUGAAUGCUCUAAUAAUUGCACAAGAUUGAUGAAAACUGUUCAAAACGGGACCUUGUGAGAUAACGGGAGACUUGCUUAAGUAAUGACGUCAUAGCAUUAGUCUCUUCUUAUUGGUUCAUCUGAGCUUUUGGCACAGCUGGAUGGCCUGCCUCCAACAGCGUGUGAGGUGACACCCUCAGCAUAGUGGAGUAACACUGCUCUACUGUUUGAACACAAUAGGGGAGGCAGGGCCAAAACAUAGAGCUCUACUCUCUCUGUAAGCUAAAAUGAGUAUUUUUAUAGUGCUCUUAUCAUCAGGGUUUUCUAAUUGUUCAUAGACGCUCUGCUAAAUAUCUGCAAUAGAAGACACCUCCAAGACAGUUUGCAUGCAAGUAACAUCACCUUGUUACUCAGUAUUUUUCAUUCGCUGAACAUUUUGUAGAUUUGUCUAUGUCAGUCAGCGCUCACCUCGUACUGAGAGUAAUAGCUUUACAGUAGUUUGGUUGUAGAGAUUUAAAUCCCUUCUAACAGACUAGCUUGAAGGUUAAAAAUACUCAGCAAACAGUCAGUGAGUUGAGCACAAUUUAUUCAGUGAGGCUAAAGACAGGUUCACCGGUAAACAAUGUCAAUUUAACUGACAGAGUGUUGCCAACAUUAGCAAAGCUAUCUCCACCAGUGUUUGGUUCUCUGAGUGUCCACAUACCCAUGAUGGUCGUGUAUUGCCGUGGUGGGUUGGUUGUAUCCCAAUCCAAGAUGCUAACUUUUCUCUGUGUUUGUUUACAUCCAGUUGAUCAGUUUCAGCCCUUGUGGACUUGUGCAGUCUCGCACUGCAGGUCUAAUAUCUUUUAAGGUCAUGCACGUUUGUUGCUCAAGCUUUUAAGUGGAGAUUAGGAUUGGGGCAUUAAUUUGACUUCUUUCCAGGAAACGAAUUAUCCAUAGACGACCAUUACUUUCCAAAACAGUCUAGUAGAGUUGUUCAGAUAUGGCAUUUAUCAGUCAGUCAGUUUUGCAAUACCAAUUAUUUAACAGUAUUUUCACGCAGUUAUUAAAGCACUAUUUUAACAGCAGUCUGAACUCCACAGCUGAGUUUACACUGACAUGCUGAUGUUCAUGAUAGGUUUGUACGCUGGCUUGAUUUGGAAGUCAAAUCUUCUAAUAGAAGUCAAGCAUUCAGCUGAUGUGGAGCUUUUACUGCUGACCUCUAAGCAAAGUUGGACUGGAUUGUUACUGUUAUCAUCCAAGCUAACAUUCAUGCCAAAUCACACUGUCAUAUUACACCACAUUGAUCCACUCUAAAGCUCAGCACCCACAGGAUCUUUGUUGAGCGCGUUCCGUCAGUAUUGGUCUCUUCUCUGUUGGGCAGCGUGCUCCAUAGUCCACAUCUCGGUAGAAUCAAGGUCAUAGUGAAGUUGUCUUAGCUGCUGGUUAGAUGUGAUGUGUUUUUUCUCACUCGCUGCUCUUUGUGUUUUCUCUGCAGGAUGUCCCUGUAUCCAUCUCUCGAGGACCUUAAGGUCGACAAGGUUAUGAAGGUAAGUGUGUCAAGCAGAGAAGAUAUAGACAGAGACCUCUAUUUGUAGAUAAUCAGCUUUGCAGUCUGUUGAAGGCAGCACCAUUUUUGCCACUUUUUGUCUUAAUACGCAAAGUGGUUUGGCUUACUGGGUAAUGUUUUGAAGAAGCAAGGGUUUGCAAAACGGAGAAAUGACUCAAAUCUCCAAAGUGCAGGAACCAAGAAAGUAGAGACAAAACCACAGGGAUUGGAAUUACACUCAAAACCAUUCUGUGUAAUAUCUGCUGAAAUUCCAGUUAAAACUUGACUCACCACAGAUUGAAGAAAUGUUCUUCCGGUAACUUGUCUCGAUAUCCUGACUAAGCAUAAACGUGGACUAAAAUGUUACUUGUGCUUUUGAAACAGUCAUCUUGAAUGUUGGGCAGCGUCUGCAUAAAGGUUUGUUUUAGAAACAAAUUAUUUUAUCUCUGAUUAUAAAUAUCCUGUCCACACCACAAGAGCUCAUGGAUAUUUCUCUGUCUCCAUGACGACACAGAAACAGGUGAUGUGUAAUCAGUUUGUCAUAUCAAACAUUGUUGGGACCAUUGUGCAAAUGCUUACCGAGGAUCUUCUUGACAGCAGCAAAUAUAAACAGUUCAAAAAUAGACAGAGUGGCAAAUAAUGCACAGAGUGGCAAACUUAAAAACACUCUGUCACACUGACAAAGCUAUGGUAGAGGAUAAGCACCACUGGGGAAAAAAAAGUCCAAUAUAUUUUUUUAAAUUAUUAUUCUGAGAAAAAAAGUCAGAAUUCUGAGAUUUAAGUCAGAAUUCUGUGUUAACUCUCAGAUUUCUGUCUUUUUUCCUCAGAACAAUAAUAAAAAAAACAAAAAAACAUCAGACCUUUUUUUUUUUUUUUUCUCCAGUGGCUCUAUCCUCUUCCGUUCAAAGCUGCCCGCUGUGUUUUUAGCAUUUUAUUUAUCUAUUUUUUAUAAUCAGCUACAGGCUCUUGAGCCGGCAUAUCAACCGACAUAAACAAACCAGUAGUCCACCAUCUUUGAUUUAUCAUGCAUGUUUACCACAUAAACCUCUGUGUUAGUGACCGUAGAUUCUGUCUACAUGGGGAUGUAAGGCCAGAAAGAUAAACAAAAAGCCUUGUUUUCAUAAAUUUGAAUAUACAUUUGGAUGUGGCCUUAGACCGGGCUUUAAACUAAGAGUCUUUGAAAGAAGACAUGCCGAUGAAUUCAAGAAGAGCAGUCCCGGGGGAUGUAGGAUGCAGUGUUUGGGUCAAGAACUGUAUCACUUUAUUGUCCCCUUUGCAAGUUUCAUUCAGACCAUUCUUCUUUAAUAAGUGUCUCUCAGUUCCUUAGCUUAUUUUUAGAAACCACAAGUAUCCAAAUCACGAGAUAAUAAUGUUUUAAUAAACCAAUUCAAUCAGGGUUUGAGUGUGACUAUUCUCUCGUAUCAUUUAGCUUCUACAGAAAAGCCUUAUCAUGUAGAUAUUGUGUUUGACUGGUAUGUCUGAUGCUUUUUAGGCUCAGGCGCAGUAUGCCCACACUGCAACCAGCAUGCCAGCUAUCUCAGAGGGAGCCUACCAGCCUCAGCCUGCAGCUACCGGGAUGCCAGCAGCAUCAGGUGAGUCUCACAUGUACCUUUUACAAGAUUUGAAGAGAACAUUUCAUCCUUUUGUUGUGUUACAAACCUCUUCCUCUCAGUAGCAACAGGAGCAGAUCCAUUUUUAAUGUCGUGCUAGCUUUACUUCUUAUUUUGUCUCCUCACCCUUGUUUACUUUCCUUUUUCCCCCAAGUCUUAAGUAUUGGUGUGGGACCAAAAUAGAUUGAGUAAGGGAAAUGGGAUGGGAAGAGUUGUAAUAAUGGUAGGACUAUUACAAGAAUAAAUGGAAGCCCAACACCAGCUGUGCUGUAUCUCUCCUUCACUCUGUGUUCAUGUCUCUGAUUCUCUUUCCCUGAUUGUUUCUCUACUCAGAGGUUUAUGUUUUCCAGAGUUUGUGUCAAAGAAAACAUGAACUCGGCAGUAAGCCAGAGUGAGAAGUAAGAAAAGAGUUAAUCAUGGAAAAAGGGGCCAUUGGAGUCUACAGAGCGCAACUUUCAGCCUAUUUUCACUCACUUCUCCCCCUGUUUUCAUUCUCCCACUUAUUCAGUUUCUCUUUUCUCUGUUUGGAUUCAAAUCCUGUGGGCUUUUGGGCUUUUGUUUUACCUCGGCAGAGCUAGCUGUGUGUCACCAUGGAGACUAGCUCUGGCAGUUGUGCUGGGACUGGGCCUGAUGGGAGAAAGAGAGAGGAGGAGUUGAGAUGAAAGGAGGGAGGGAGAGACCCAGGAGGUGUAGGGGUGAGCAAAAUGAGAGAUGAGAGGAGUUUGUCCCCCUGGUGUGGGGAAUGGGAACAUAGAGAGAGUUAACUGUGAAAGACUUGAUUGACAUCAGCACUAGAUGAUAGGCCCGCUCGAUGCACUAAUGAUGUACAUUGGCAGUCUCUGCAAGCAACAGGAUGGUUUUGAUGAAUUCCCAGUAAGAAAACACAGAAGAUUCAUUCUAAUCUGUGAUUUCUAUGUGCAACAUGCAGGUUAUAUGCAGCUGUGUCUUUCUCUCUAGUACCAGCUGGGUUCACCAUCCUGGUCCUGGUGCAGUAGUUGAGCUCAGCUUACUGUAACCUUGCUAGCUCUAAGGCACGGAUCAGGGUAAGACCAAGACAAGACUGACAAUUUGUAUAUUGUCAUUUUUCACGCUUGAAUCUGGUGCAAGGUGUUAGGUGUCAGCCGAGCAGCUGAAGAAACAGCCCUGUUUUUACAGUUUCUACAUAAAAUGUUCAUAAUAAAUGACAAUUGACUUUCAAAAGACAUCAGGAUGAGAUUUAUUGUCAAAAGGCACGACUUCAGUAUUUAGACAAGGUAAGCAAAGGCUGCCUUGUCAACAGGGGCAGCCAAACAUGACCCUAACAGCAAAUUCCACCCAGGAGCUAGAAGUAUUUUUGAUCAAACCAGCACAGAGCAAGGUCCAGGUUCCUAAUAUUAUAAUUCAGUUGUCUUUAAUUGCAUGAUUAUGACUUACCGAUGGAGAAAAGCUGAAAUGGCACUGCUUGCUUGGUUCCUAGCAUUAUGAAGUUGCCACAUAUUUCUUUAAACCCUGUGUUUACCAAGGGUACUGUAACACAAUAAACAACCCCUUUAAGCAUCUGAUACUUUACCACUUUUUCAAAGACAAAAAAGUUCAUCAAAAGUGCAUCUCAUACUCUAGGGGUGGGAAAAGAAAUAUGGAGAUAUUUUGUCUUAUUAUAUUGUAAUUAAUUUUCAAAUUAAUUGUUAAUAUGGAGUCAAAUCUAUGAUAAUGGAAAAAUAAAAUCAACUGUUUGUCUCAUGAGGUUGGCAGAGGUGACAUCAUAGAGCAGGAGAAAGUUAGUGCAACAAAUAUAGCAGCACCUGGGGAAAGACAUUAGGAAUGCAAGCAGGGCACAAAUGAGAUGGACCUGACACAUAGGGUUUGCAAGAAGUGCUACAUGAAAAUAAAAUGCAGUGUAAAUUAUACAAACAUAAAGGACAGACAAAUGCUAAAUUAGCUAAACUGCUGAAAAAAUUGUAUAGAUCGCAAUAUAUUGUACAGCAAUACUCAGUGUAUUGUAAAAUGUUGAAAAUCCCAAUAAUAUGGUAUCAUGGCCCAAGUAUCGUGAUAAUAUGGUAUCAUAGGGCCAGUGGUGAUUCCCACCCCUAUUAUACACCAAAUGUUGGGGUCAUGAAGUACAGUACUAGGCAGUUUGUAGACAUUGCUAUUGUCCAUUUUGUUCACAAAUUAAUUGAUAUUAUUCUUAAAUGCAGUUACAGUUUGUAACUACAUUUUGCUGGGUAAUUGUGCUUUUCAGUUUUCCAUGAACUAAAGAACCACACCAGUAGCGCUUCAGUUCCCUUUUAAAAUCUUGUGAAGUUUGAAUCUCAAAGACUUCAUGGGGAACACAAACACCUUAAAAGAAAGAGAGGAACAAAUAUUACACAGUCUGCAUCCGAUUUUUAGAGAUACGCAACAGUUCAAAAGAAUAAACGAGUGAUACAUUCAGUCUAAUAUACAGACUGAUUAUUGUCUGAGUUUUUUUUCUUGGGGCAUUAAAAGAGGACAAUGGACCCGAUAUACAGAAACAGGGACUUAUGUUUAGGGACUGUCUCUUUAACACUGUUGCUCAGUGUAGAUUUUAGGGGAGGAAUGGCUUAGGUCAGGGAUAAGCCCAGUGCAGUACAGCUGAUUUGAAUAAAAAUAGCAGACCACUUUAUCAAGCCAAGAUCAGAUGUUUUUCCUUCAUCUUGGUAGCUGUAGCAGAAAUUAGGAGAUAACUGAAUAAAAAAAGAGUGAAGAAAUCUCCCCUAAGUUCUGAAUAGAGAACUGCACUGGCUGGAUGUUCUCUGUUUUCAGCAAUCAUGAAACACCAAUACUUAGAGGUUAGAGUGUCUGCACCAUGUCAAGCACUAUCACCCUGUAGCUAUGCACACAGUGAUUUCUGUGUACACAGGAGUGCAUGUAUGUGAUUAUAGUCAAUGACAUGUUUACUCAAGACUUGACUGCACUUGGUGUAAGUAAUGUUGCUAAAACAAAGAAAAUCUCAAGUUCAAGAUUUUAUUGAUUAAGUAAGGAUAAAAAUCAUCAAGGUGAUAAAGAUCUGUUAAGCUGUUGUGUUUGACUUUUGUCAGUGUCUGACCUAUUUGCUCACACCACUUCCUUUUUCAUAUACCUAAAAAGUAUAGAGCGCUGCAUGUCAUCAAGAACCUGCCCAUUUGAUUAUCAUCACAAUACACGAGUUAUUGUGUAAUAAAGCAAAAGAUAUACAGCAAAGCAGUGUUUUUUUGUUAGCGGUAUGUGCAUUUUUUCUUGUUCUUAGUAACUUUUUUUUACAGCUAGAAGUUUAAAAUAGCUAAGGUUCCUGUUGAAACUGUUCUAAGUGGGCAGAGGCUUUAAACCAUAGACUGUAUAUAGAAUGGACGCCGUCUGCCUCCUCACUGGAUGAAGCCACCAUGAGAACAGCACCCUCUGGUGACAGGCUGCAGUAUAGGCCAUAAAUCAUGCCUCUUCCAGCAAUCCCUAUGGAGCUGUGGACAAACUUUAGAAAUUAAUAACACAGAAUAUGAAAUUUUGUGGAGAAGUGGAGAAAAUACCAAGAGCAAUUCGGCUCAAUAAUGGUGGAAGGCGGAGCCAAGUUGUCCAUAGUAUCUACAGUCUAUGCUUUAAACAUGUCACAAAACUGAAACAAAGCAAAGAACAACAGUUGGCAUCUAAACAUCAGAGGGCUCACAGUGACAAUGAGACAAAUGUACAUGUUGGCAUGCAAAAAAAGUUCUCUUUCAGCACUGAACACACAGUUGAGAGCUGCUAAAAACAUAAGUACUUUAGUAAGUAUCUGCCCAUAUAUCAAAUAACUAUGCAAUCAGGAUUAUGUCAGAAAAAAUUGUGCUGUCCAGAGAACCUGAGAGGAACAUGAAUUCCCAAACCAAAUUUACUCCAAAUGUAUUUCAGAAAAAUCCAAUAAUGUAUAAGCUUUGGAUGCAGGAAAUAUGUUUGCAGAAAAUUGGACACCAAUUUACCCGUUUUAUUUGUUCGAAAACUCCAGUUUGGAUCGCUGUGGUUUAGUGACUGACUGCAACUCCUAGAUGCGUGCUGCUGGCAAGGUUAAAAGUAGGGUUGUCAACGAAUAUUCUAAAUUUUAUAUAUUUGAAUAUUUAAAAAAAUGAGAUUUGAAUGUAAAAAUUAAUACUCAAAUAUUAAACAAACAGUGGGAAAACUGCGGGGAAAAAACGAAAAGAAAAAAAAACAGCGGCUGCUUUGCGAGUGAGCGCACUCUAACGAUGGGUCACAGGAGCUGCACCUGCUGUAAGACUCGACAAAAACCGUCUGUGGCACAUGUAGAGGGAGAUGGAGGGAUGUUCAGAGCUAAAUUCAGAGUGAGUGGUCUGGACUCCAACAAACUUUGGAAGCUCCGUUUGGAAAUUCUUUGGACUUUGCACAGACAUGGUAGACGGAAAAAAUGCAGAGUGAGAUAAAGUUACAUGCAAGCUGUAUAAGCUAGAUAUUCAAAUAUGUAGGUACCUAUGUGUUAGUUUUAGAACGAACAUUCGAACGUCAUUUUGGAGCAAUUUUGACAGCCCUAUUAUACAGGCGCAUACACCAGCGCUGAUGAAGAGUUAAACUUGUUCAAUAAACAGUGCUACUGUUAGAAGUGGUUUGAAGAAAAAUUAAAUAAGCUUUGUAAAUGGUGAAUACCUGCUGUUCCCAUGUAUUCUACAUUGUAACCGCUUGCUUUAAUUCAGCUUGGUUUCUGUCUCUUCGUCACCUUCCUCACAUGCCCUUUCUUUCACCUUUGCUGAGACUAAUGCAGUCGUCUGCUGCAAAGGCAGGGCCAGGCUCCUGUCACAGGCUUUCUAUCAUAACAGGGGAUUGAAUACUGAUGCCAGGAAAGUUUUGCUGCACUGCAACACAGAGUGCUCAUUAUUAGCAUUCCUCCAAUGGAGGCCUAAACCCAUGUGAUGGACAGCAUGAAUAAAAUAUAAGGUGAAGGAAAGAAUGAGAUUCACUUAAACCAUUGCUUCUGUUUGUAUAUCUGUGGGUCCAAAAACAUGAUCAAAUUGAUCAUUUUAUAUAUGUCGGUUUGAAAUAGAGAACUGAGAUGAAGUACUGUAAUUUACUUUCUCUUUGCACUCUUUCUCUCCACUUCUUUGUGUCCUCCUUCCAAUCCCCUCUCUUUGUCCUUCUGUCACUUCUCUCCUCUUCCUUCAGGCUUGUACCCAAACCUGGAGGAGCUGGGAGACUACAUGGGUCUGGCUCUCAACAGUGAUGAAGUCCAGAGGAACCUGGCACUGGUGCCUGUGGCUGACAGUGUAAGUGUUGGAAAGUGUGUCAGUGCAGGAAAACAACUUGAAGUGAGGAUGCGUGAUUAAAUAAAAAGAAAAACACCAGAGUUUCAGGAUGACACUCCCAUGACAUUGUUGGAGUCAGGAUUGAGAGAGGCAGGUUACAGAGCUCCAGAGUUUACCCAUCUAACUUCAAAGUUUGAAUCCUCUGUGUCAGCCAACGCUGACUUAGUUGACAUCACUCCAGGACAGUUAUCUGACUAAACACAGCUCCCUCUAGAGACACAGAGAGGUCUCAUACUGCUGUCUCCUUAAACAGUAGAAAAGUUUGGUUGAACUCGUCGAUUAGUUCCAGAAAAGUUGUUUUGUAAAAUUGAACAAAAACACAAGAAAGGCUUCAACCAUGAUCACAUUAAAGCCUCUCGAUUCAAACCAUCAGCCGUCAGAAAUUCAAAACCUGAUUUUAGUGGAAAGAGAAAUCACAACAGCACUCUGUUCCUGGAUAUCCACAUCACUGAGUGACUCACCACAGGCCUGGAGCUGUGUGUGGGAGAGUGUGAGCUCUUCACUCCCCCUCUCUGUGUGUGUGUGUGUGUGUGUGUGUGUGUGUGUGUGUGUGUGUGUGUGUGUGUGUGUGUGUGUGUGUGUGUGUGUGUGUGUGUGUGUGUGUGUGUUCUACGGAUGUCAAGACUCUCUCAGCUCCCUAGCUUAGUCAGCUGGCAUGUAACGAUCUGUGUUCUCUGCCAUUAGCUGAUAUCUUCACCUCCAACACGGUGUUUUCUAAUGUUGAUCUUUAAAGGCUUGAAGCCCCCGUAAUUUAGUACUCCUCUCAGUCUUCAUCUGUUUCUCUCUUCAUCUGUUUUUUUUUGCUUCCCUUUCCUCCUCAGCAAGUGGCUCUGCCCUCCAGCUCUGCAUAUGGAGCCAUGGUGCGGCCCGUGACGGGGGCAGACAUGGGCAUUCAGAGGGCGGAGAUCCGUCCUGGGCUGCGGGAGAUCAUUCUCUGCAAGGACCAGGACGGGAAAGUGGGACUGCGGCUCAGGGCCAUAGACAACGUGAGUCAGAACCACAAAACAGUUUCCACAUGAAUUAUUCAGCCCAGACUGACUUUCAUUAACGGCCCUUUGACAACAAACCAGUGACACAGGAAACCCACACCCACUUUUUCUAUUUUUGAGACAAGAUCAGGAAGAUCUGGGUCAGAGUCUGCCUCACUCGAUGUAAACAAUCAUGUUCAGCUGUUUCUCUUGGUGUAUGGAACAUCUUGUGAUCUGUUGUUUUCUUAUCUUAAUAUUGACAUUAAUAAGGUUUAUUAAAGGCCGAGUUUAAAGUUCAGCAAUCACAGUUUGUCAAAAAAUGAGGAAAUUCCCCUCAACUCAAGUAUUUUGAACACAGAGCUGACUUUUUGUUAGUGCCCCGCCCCUGCAGGUCAGAAAGGUUUUCAGCUUUCAGCAUCAAAUCGAUGCAGUUUUCUAAAGCUAACAUGUUUGUUUUCAAAAAUUCUUACAUUUACAUAAGGCACCACAAACACACCAGACAACAAUUACAAUGCUUAUCAGUAUGAGGUAUACUGACAAGACAAUACUCCUAAAUUGAAGUCAUAUUUUCAUAGUUUCAGUCAAGUUUUAGCGGAUUAAAGGUUCAAAACAUUUUGGUCUAGUUUUUAGUCAGUUCAUUUUAGUUUGACCCUGAGCUUUUUGUGCCCACACUGAUUUAGUUAUCCGAUCAGACAUCUGUAUCCAGGUUAAACCAGGUUUUUAAAUCCUGAAUCAAUACUUCACUGUCUUGACACUUUUCCUUUUUAGUCAAGGUGAGGGAAGUGGUAAUGAGGAGAAACAUACUUAUUAAUCUUUGUUUCUAUUAUUUAGUCAUGUACCUGGUAUUAAUUAUACUUAGGUCAUUUCACAAUAAAGGCCUUCAUUCACAUGGAGUUGAAAUCAAUCAAAAGCACACUCAGGAGCUGGUCUGUAGGUAGCUUUAGUUUGUAGAUUAGAGCAGCAAACAGAGCUCUGUCUGUGUUUAAUCUCUGGUAAAUUACUUUUAAUAGGGCAGUGGUAUGCACAGGUACACAGGGUGCCAAGUUGCCCAGGGUCUGAAAUUAACACCUGCUAAAGACUGGCACAUUUUUCUUUUUGGGAGCAAGUCUCUGAACAAAAUCGUAUUCGACUACAGAAACAGUCAAACAGAGAAACUAAAACUUGAAACCAGCUGGGCUGUUUGAAAUGGAGGUUCCCAGAAACUCCACCUUCUCACAAUCCACAUGAUCGAUUUUCUCUUAUGCCUAUCAGCUAAUCAGGCUGAAAAACUCUGCUUAUUGAUUAUAAUCGUUUAAAUAAAUUAUGGGAUGCUCUUCUGAAUGGGUCCCAAAUUACACGUUACUGGACACAUUUUUUUUAACUGCAUAGAAGGGAAACAUGAUUCAGAUCCAAAAGUUUCUGUGUUUUCUCAAGUUUACAGUCAUUUUCCUCUUUAGGGUUGCUCCUUUGUUUCAAGCUCCCCUAACAGUGGCUCUGUUGCCUCUUCCUCUGUUCCUUGGACUCAUUCAGGAUAGUCUAUCUGUUUCCUCUUUCCUGUCUUAGGGUGUAUUUAUCCAGCUGGUGCAGGCUAACUCCCCUGCAGCCCUGGCCGGCCUUCGUUUUGGUGACCAGGUUCUUCAGAUCAAUGGGCAGAACUGUGCUGGUUGGAGCAUUGACAAGGCCCACAAGGCUUUGAAGGCGGCUGCCGAGACCCGCAUCGAGCUCAUUGUCAGGGACAGGUGAGGCAGACUUACCGUAGAUGUAGAUCACAGCAAUAAGGAGUGUUUCCUAAUUCAUCUUUCCAGCUGUUUAAUUUACCUCAAGAAAAAGAGGUUUUAUUAGAUAAGUUGUUUGAAUGAUUGCUUAUAAAUGUAAACCUCACAGAUUUGAACUGUAGGGAAAAUAAUAACACAUUUUUAGAAAUGUGUUUGUUUAUCGAAGUGUCAUGGUUCUCAUUAGAAGUAGAAAUGUUUGGCGCCCUCUGCUGGCAGUUUGAGUGAUCUUGACUUUACCUUUGGGAUGUCAUUUUAGAUUGAAGUUUUAGAACCUUAUAAAAUUACUUUUUUUUCUUUAUGUUUUCUGAUUCUGAGGAUCCAUUUCUGUCUGUGUACGCAGAAGUAAUUUUUGAUGCUGGCUGCUUAUCUGUGGAUUUCUAAUCCUGUCUUUAUCACCCGUGUCUCUCCAGACCAUUUCAGCGCACCAUCACCAUGCACAAAGACAGCUCAGGUCAUGUGGGCUUCGUCUACAAGUCUGGCAAAGUUACAUCCCUGGUUAAGGAUGGGUCUGCUGCUCGCAACGGACUGCUGACUGAGCAUUACAUCUGUGAAAUCAACGGACAAAACGUGAUUGGACUCAAGGUAUAAAAAAAUUCUUCUUCAUAUUAUUAGAUAAAAUUGUUAUUACUGGGUCUGACCUGUAUUCAAGGAAAUAUGUUUACUGUGAUACUUUUGUGAUAUUUGGUGGCUAAUGUGAAUUUUGUGUUGGAUAGCUGCUUGCAUACUGGCAGAGUGUAGUGUAAGAUUGGAUCAGAAAGCAUUUUUCAGUAAGUGCAGCAUUUACCGUCUUCAGGUCUGUUCAGAUGUUAAGUCAACAGGUGUUUAGACUGUGUCAGUAAUGUGUUCAUAGUUUUCUUCUAGCCCGGUGUUAGAUUUUCAGUUUGAUCCUUUGUUAAAAUGAGGCCUUUGACCUGACAUGUUUUUAGUCCGGAUGUUUGAGUUUUUCUUUUAACAUACAUUUUCAUCGUUUUUUCAUUUUCACUCUUUUAACUGCUUCUUUUUGAAAACUGCAGGACUCUCAGAUUAAGGACAUUCUGACCACCUCUCCAACCGCCAUGACCAUCACCAUCAUGCCCAAGUUCAUCUACGAGCACAUGAUUAAGAGGUAGGACUCACAGUUUUUUUCAUCGAUCUGCUGAUCAGCCAGUGCAGAUACAGUGAACUCUUGGAAAAUGAAAAAUUCAACCCUCUUUGUUUGUUGUUUUUAUUUCCUCUGUUUUCAUUUGUAAUGGUCUAUUUUUAUGGAUUUUCAAAACUACUAUACGUGUGUCUCCUGCCCUUUGUCAUGAUGUAUUUUUAUAUGUUGUUCUCAUAUGAAGCACUUCUUCAUUGCUACACUGUGCAAUAUAGUAAAUAAGCCUUGCUUUGACAUCCUGACUGCUACGUACAGAGCUUUGGGCUACAUCUUGUCUACACAGCAUAUGAGCAGUGGUUCUUCUGUGUUUCAUCAUCACUUUACUUAUUUAUUGAUAAACCAAGUUAAUGUCAGUUUAUCUAGUAAGACUUCACACCAGUCAGUCCAAAUACAGUCGUGUAUUCUGGUAUAGACCAUCACAGUCUCCCCUGAUUUCGGAUGCAGUUUUUACUGCUAGUUUUUAAUCAUAAAUACGAGAGAAAUGUCAGACAGUUGAAAAUGUCCUAAAGGAUGCACUUCCUGUUUCUGAACCUUUUUUAUUCCCCACUAUUUUCAUGUUACUGUCUGGCUGGUUCAGAUCGUAAACACCCUUGCAGCAUCCCUCUCUCCUCUCUGUUGCUGACUUUGAAUUACAGUUUCUUCGUAUUACAUGAUCAUAUCUGCAGACACACUCACCAGUGUGAUUGUUUUUUUUUUGGUUUUUUUUUUCAGGAUGUCCACUGGUCUCCUGCGGUCAGCCAUGGAUCACUCUGUCCCAGAGGUGUGAAGACAAGGAGGAGGGCUGUAAACUGUCAGGAUGUCUAAGAUACAGAGUUAUCUUUCUCUCUCUCUUUCUCUCUCUCUCUUUCUCUUUCAAACUCUUGUUCUCUUUUUACUCAUUCCCCCUCUCUGUCUCGCUCUCUCUCUUUCUGUAUUCAUACCAAACCACCUCUUGCAUCACAAUCAUCUUCCCCUCCAUUUUCUCAUCUUUAACAUUUUUAAGAUGCCUUUUUUUCUAUUCUUGAGUUGCUGAACAUCUUUUCUUUUCUUGCCUUUCCUUACCUUCGUUGACAUGUCCAGAACUUUUUAUAUGUUAACCUUCUGUGCUUAGUAUUACAUUUUUAUCCUUGUUUUGUAUCUGAACUCAAGGACAGUACAAACAUUAUGUUUUUUUUUCUUAAAGCCAUGCACACUAUCAUAACUCCAGAGCUUCCUCCUCAUUGUGGAGAGACGAAUCAUGAUAUUUCAUCUUGUUGAAAGCUGUAAAAGCCAACGGUCAGUUAUCAGAGCACUACUCCUUAGAUAACGACUGUGCUCCUGUCCCUGCACUUGGCCCCUUCAUGUUUGUACAUAAAAAUCUGAGCUGAGUUCAUACCCAAGGCCUCAAGUGUAAAAAAAAAAAGGCUGACCUGUUUUUAGAUUUCUGUGUACAGUUGUUUUUACGGGGCCAGUAAAACUAACACAUUUUAGCAUUAUUGUUUUAAGUUUCUAUCGUGUUAAUCGGUGAAAAAAACAAACAAGUCUUUUAGUCUUUUUGUUGAUCCCUAACAUUUAUGGUCCCUGGAUUCUAACAUGUAAUGGAGGUUACAACUUCUCCAUGAAAUAGUGGCAUAUCAUUGAACCACGUUUUUCCUGUUUCUGCAGGUAAAUCUCCUGAUGAGACACUGAGGGUUGAAUUUGUUGGUACAUUCCAGGGGAGGUGUAGGGAAAGGGGCAGCAGUAGACGUUUGUUGCGCUAUGCAGCUGGGAUUGAGUCCUGUCCAGUAAGAACUAUGAGAUGGUGAAAAGCAAAAGGAAGCAGGACCACAGUGCAGUAGCUGUCUGAAGUGUAGUUAAAAUUGUUGUCGCCAAUGGUCUAGUGUUUCAAGUAAUUUCGAGGGAAUUGUUGGCAUUUGUUCAAACGGGAUAUGUGCUGGACAGACCCACUAAGUGCACUUUCCACUACCUUUUUAAGGGUUGUCUUUCCUGUUUCCAUUUCAACAGUGGUGUUCUGUUUUUUAUUGCUGUGUUUGUGGUGCCUCAUGUCAAUGAGAGAACUCUUGAAAACAAACAUGUUAGCUUUAGAAAACGGCAUAAAUUUGAUGCUGAAAAUCCUGUGCUCAUGUCAGAGUUCAAAUUCCUCAUCAGGUUUAACCAACAAACUGAUGCUCCUCUGCUAAGUGUUGCUGAGAGGACGCCCCUCUCCCUCUGUAAUAUUCCUUCCUAUACCGAGGAGCACAAUGAAAGCAAGGCUCACAGUUGUGAACUUGUGCUUGUUAUGUAAAGUUGCUCCUCUAAUGCUGUUCAUGUUUGUAUGCAUGUAUCUCUUUAAUUUUCUAGGUAUGCAAUCUGAUACACAUCACUGUCAUUCUGUAAGAAAAUGCUAGAAAAAUCUAAAAGUUUAUAUACGAAUGUGACCAAGAUAAUAUUGUAAAACGAAUAAACAGUCUGUCUGUUCACAUAAA